CUUGUGUGCGGAGCUCAGCGGAAGUGAGUGCUUCACUCUCAUUCAUCCUCUUUGACAGAGCAGCUCGACACACUUCUGAGGGGCCGUGCAGCUCGGAGUGUGAGGGGAUCUGACCAGAAAGAGCCCUUCAUCUUCAGUAUGAUGGCCAACGCGGUUGUGUGUGGAGACCUGAAGGCUUUUCUGAACCAAAACCUCUCCAAAGGCAACAUUUCCCUGGUAACGCCGUCCAGCUACAGCCCAGCCACCAAGAUCACACUAGGAACAGUCAACUCCAAUGUGGGAGCCAAGAUGAUUUUGAGCACACCGCAGAGAGUGUCUCAUCCUGGAGGUAUCCUCAUCGGCAGCCCGUUUACACCACACACAACACCGCUGGCCGUGGUUACUCCAGCGCACCCUCCCGAGGGCGACGAGUGGACCCCGGGAAACAAAAAGAGGACACAUGACUACAUUGAUUCUUAUUUCUCAGACAGGGAUGGACUGUGUUCGAGUGAUUCCUCGUCCAGUAAGAGAAUGAAGAGGGCAGAUAAGAACGGUAAAGGCCUGAGGCACUUCUCCAUGAAGGUGUGUGAGAAGGUACAAAAGAAAGGCACUACGUCCUACAAUGAGGUGGCAGAUGAGCUGGUGACUGAGUUCACUCACGCCAGCAGCCUGAUGCCCACCGACUCUCAGGUGUACGAUCAGAAGAACAUCCGCCGGCGUGUGUACGACGCGCUCAACGUGUUGAUGGCCAUGAACAUCAUCUCCAAAGAGAAGAAGGAGAUCCGCUGGAUCGGCCUACCCACAAACUCAGCCCAAGAGUGCCACAACUUAGAGCUGGAAAAACAGAAGCGUUUGGAAAGAAUCCGACAGAAAAGAGCCCAGCUGGAGGAGCUAAUAUUACAGCAGAUCGCCUUUAAGAAUCUGGUGCAGAGGAACCAGGCCAGCGAAGCCUCGUCCCAGUCAGCUCCCCCUCCAGGAUCUGUCAUUCAGCUUCCCUUUAUCAUCCUCAACACUGACGUUCGCACUGUCAUCGACUGCUCCAUCUCCAGCGAUAAGUGUGAAUACCUCUUUAACUUUGACAACACGUUUGAGAUCCAUGAUGACGUAGAGAUCCUGAAGCGGAUGGGCAUGUCUUUGGGGCUGGAGAACGGCACGUGCUCUCCAGAGAACCUCAGCGUGGCCAGAUCUCUGCUGCCCAAGUCUCUGGAAGCACAUGUCACCAACAUGGCCACAAACUCUAACAGGACACCUCUCAGCCACACCAGUCUCAGCAGCACGGCUCCGUCACACACCUCAGAGUCCCGCGGCCAGACGCCCAGCUCCUUCAACGAGGAAGAGGACGAUGAGGACGAGGACGAUCCCUCUUCCCCAGAGUGAUCCGGAGCUCAGAGCCGGGGGGGGACUCUACACAGGAAAUAAGCUCUCUGUAUUACCAUAUUUGAACUUCCCUCACCAUCUCUUUCCUCCUCUUUCUCAAACGCCAGGAGUCUUUGGCACGAAGGAGACGGUUUACUGUAUUUCUGUGGUGCUUUGUGACUAGCGAGCCGCGGUUCGGGUCAUAGAGGAGAGCGAAUAAGUCAAGGUUAACACAUCUUCAGUUCAACUGCCUCAUGUCAGCUCUGCUUCCUCCCCUGAGGGACGUUCAGGUUCUUUCCAAACAUGUAUUUAUUUCGGUCAUAUGUGAUUAUGACUAUAUCUGCGUAGUCUUACUGUUAUCUUACUGUUCACCGAUUGAAAGGAAUUUACAUCCUUGCAUUUAAAAUGUUCUGUUUUUAUAUAGGUUGAUUCAGUGUCAUUUUGUUGUAUUGUAUAGUUUAUUCCUUGUCAUUCAUCGCAAUAGUUGAAGGACAAUAAAACAUGGAUGGUUGACUGUA
Molecule: messenger RNA, 1853 nt
Organism: Carassius carassius (crucian carp)
Lineage: Eukaryota; Metazoa; Chordata; Actinopteri; Cypriniformes; Cyprinidae
Product: transcription factor Dp-2-like
Exons: 14
Coding region: 139-1356 (405 amino acids)
Biological process (GO): regulation of transcription by RNA polymerase II; regulation of cell cycle
Cellular component (GO): nucleus; transcription regulator complex
Molecular function (GO): DNA-binding transcription factor activity, RNA polymerase II-specific; RNA polymerase II transcription regulatory region sequence-specific DNA binding
Source: RefSeq, a predicted model, not a curated record